This is a messenger RNA of Aplysia californica (California sea hare), 3624 nucleotides long. RefSeq names its product two pore calcium channel protein 2. Gene Ontology annotation, biological process: monoatomic ion transport; transmembrane transport. Gene Ontology annotation, molecular function: voltage-gated channel activity; monoatomic ion channel activity. NCBI's taxonomy places the organism in Eukaryota, Metazoa, Mollusca, Gastropoda, Aplysiida, Aplysiidae. The record is from RefSeq and is a predicted model, not a curated record. Gene Ontology annotation, cellular component: lysosomal membrane.
AAAUGGCAAAAAAUCCUGGUAUAUUUAGGGCCCACCUCUAUCUUGUUCAUCACAGGGCCCAGCUGGAGUGUUGUGUGUGAUAACGAUUACACAUCUGUCGGCUGGGUGGUAUCUUCACGGCACCGCCCAACCAACUGAUGUUGGUUGAGUAUGGAGAAAGUGGUUCGUGUUUAAUAAGAGAGAUACUAGGAUUUGAAAGACACUGCAUUCUGUAACGCAGUAGCGGGGAAAUUAAAAGUCGCCCGUUCUUGGAGUAUUGAAUGACGCCUACUUUUGUCUUUUAUUGUCUGCUGUGCUGAAAUCAAAACAAACUUGAUUGAUACAAAAUCUUACAAAAGUAGCCUACUGUUGUAUGAUUUUAUGUUGUUGUUUUUAAAAAGAAAAUGUCUAAAUGAAUAUGACUCUACCCGCUGAAUUUCUUAUCUGCUGUCCAAGCCAAAGAACUUCACUUUGAAUCACACAGAAUUCAGAUAACAUCUUGCAACAGAAGAGAACUGACUUUGAGGAAGUUGAUCUUAAAUUUGAUAACAUAAAAUGUCAAGUUUGAUUGUGUGUAGUGAUGAUAAAAAAAUAAUGUGAAAACCUUCCUUGUUUGGUCAUUGACAUUGUUGACCUUUGUUAUCCGUCGAAAUAGUGAUAAAAAGAAAUGUGACAAUUUUCGCUGAAUAUUAAGGAUUUGUUCCGUGCCGAGGCCUGACAGAUGUUAAUGAAAGCGAGAGCUGCUAAACCUCUAUCAAAAUGGAAGUAGAUGCCUCAAGUUCUACUGAAUAUGAUAUUGACACUUCCAGUAUAAGCUUUCCUAAAGGUAACCACAGAAUCAACGACAGUGGCACCUUUGAUGGCAGUCCCGACGUCGAAGUCCCUGCAUGGCGAGCCAGGGAUGACAGCGGUAGUGAGGUUCUGUCCACGUCUGUCUCUGACAUCCAUGCAACGCUGGAUGAGAGCAGUCAGUUUGCUGGCUUAGAUGGAGAGUCCAUUUUACAAGCUGUUGUGUUCAUUGAAGAUGCAUUUAAGUACCGCUCCAUCAACCACAAAGUGGGAGCCAAAGACUUGCAGGUCUAUCGAGAGUACACUUCCUUUGCCAUUGCGGUUUUCCGGUUCGUCGUCAUCUUCCUGCUACACAUGCUGGCCUUUGUGGAGUUCCCGUCCUCCCUGUCGCUCAGUGCCGACCUGAGGCAGCCGUCUGAGCCCGUGACCGUGCCGUGCUGGCUCACGCAGAGCAUCGAGAUCAUGUGUCUGCUCAUUCUGCUCAUUGACAAUGUCAUCAAGAUGCAUCUUCUGGGAGGUUUCUACUUCGUGCGACACAAGUGGGAUAUGGGCGCUGUUAUCAUCAUCAUCGUGUCGAUUAUCGACUGGAUUGUUUCUUUUAGUCUUGGAUGUACUGAGUAUAUUCGCUUCCGGAGAAUUCUUCGCCCUUACUUUAUCUUACAAAACUCUUCCCUGAUGAAGAAAAUUGUGAACUGUUUGAGGAUGACCCUGCCAGAGGUCAUAAGUGUGCUGCUGUUGCUUGCCCUGCAUCUGUUUGUCUUUACGUUGUUUGGGAUGCUGUUGUUCCCCGAGUAUGAGGCUGCCCCGUCCAAUGUAACGAUGUACUUGAUAAACUCGAGCACACCCGGGCCUGUGCCUACACCCAGCGAAGGUCACCAGUACUUCCACAGCCUGCUGGACUCACUCGUCAGUCUUCUCGUCCUACUUACAACCGCCAACAACCCAGACGUUACGAUGCCUGCUUACAGCCGGAAUAGAUAUGCUUCGCUGUUUUUUAUCUUGUAUCUGUUCAUUGGACUGUAUUGCCUCAUGAACAUGCUGCUUGCUGUCAUCUACAACCAGUUCCGAGGAUAUUUCCUGAGCUCCAUGCAGAGCAGUCUACUGAGGAGAAGGCUGGGUGUGCGUGCGGCCUUUGAGGUGCUGCGCAGGAAGAAGUGCGACAUUCAAGGGAGUGAAAACUCAGCGGAGGGGACGAUUGAGGUCGGAGUUGGAGGUCAUGUGAUCAAAAGUAUCGUUGGGAAGUCGCUGCUGCCCAAACACAUCAAGUCUGUUCUUAUUGAGAAUCUGGAGAGGAGAGAGGACUAUGUGUUUUCGGCUACAGAGUUCCAGAAAUUGUUCUACUGUCUCGACAGCGACGUUGUCCAUAAACAGAAGCCGGCUGUCACGUGGUGCGCCAGCCCGCGAUGGAGAAUGGUUCAGAGAGUUUUCCUCCACAAAUACUUCACCUACUUCGGCAUUCUGAUGGCCUUCAUCAACCUCAUCAUAAUCACGGUCCAGCUGGGAGCGAAAUACGACAGCUCCUUCCGGGAGAGUCACUCCCUGCUACGUAUUGUGAACUUCAGCUUUGUCAUCUACUACUUGGUGGAGCAGGCCGUCAAAGUGUGGGCGUUUGGCUGGCGUCGCUAUCUGUCCGACAACGGGAACAAGUUUGACGCUUUUGUCACCCUGGCUCUGGUCAUCGGUGAGAUUUAUUCAGCCAGCUGCUACGGACUCCCGUAUUUCCCAGGAUCCAAAGAAGUGGUAGUACACAGCAGCAGUAGCGAGCUGUGGAACGUGAUCCGCAUCAUCAACAUCCUCAUCAUGGUGCGGAUGUUCCGGAUUAUUCCUCACAUCAAGUCGAUGUCGCUGGUGACCACAGUUCUGGUGGACCUGAUGAAGAACAUGAAAUCUUUCGCCGGAGUUCUCAUUGUCAUCUUUUAUGCGUUUGCCAUCUUCGGGAUGGAGCUGUUUCAUGAUGUCAUCAAGUACGACCCCAGCUUCGAGAACAAGACAUUUGAAUGUGGUACUUAUGAACAGUUGAACUACUGGGCAAACAAUUUUGACGACUUUUUCUUCUAUGGGACGUGAUGGUGGUCAACAACUGGCACGUGUUCCUGCAGGUGUUCAGGGAGAAAACUUCGCCAUGGUCGUACCUGUUCUUCAUCGCCUGGUGGCUCUUGUCGGUCAUCAUCGUCCUCAAUCUCUUCACCGCUCUCAUCAUGGAGAACUUCAUCAUGAAGUGGGACCGGCGCCAUCAGAUAGUCCAGUCGGCCGCAGCCUUGUCCAGCAGCUACGAAGGCCUGACCGUCUCUGUCUACCUCAAUAACGUACACAGUAUGUUCAGGGACAUGUUACAGGAGCCAGCAGACAACGAGCUGCUCAUCCUUCUGUCGGAUCAUCAUUAUCUCAGCCUGGACAGAUGAUCGGUGAGAUGACCGGUGGUCAAACAAAGAGACUGCUUCCACCAUCGGUCAUGGAGUUCUGAGGGGAAUUCGUUGACAUGAAAAACCUGUUUGAAAGGAACAGAAAAAAACAACAAUAACGAGAACGACAGCCAUUAUAUUUAUUGCAUUUUGUUACUUGGAAGAAAUGUUUCGAUUAUUGAAACUUGAAGCUACUUAUGUGACUUAUUGAUAAUGUACGUAUUUUGUGAUAAGUUCAAGUUCAUGAGAUUCUGUUUGGUAUGUAUUUACAACUGUUUUGGGGGGGUUUUUUGCCUGGUAUAGUUUGAAAGUGAAGGAAAGUCUCUUAAAGACGGGUUGUACUAGCUUAGUAUAAUCACAUAGGUUAGUCUAAAGAGGGGAAUGUUGAACGAUGGAGACCCGAGCAGAAGCAAUGCAUUUUGUUUGUCAUUCUUCCCUGCUGAAACCAAAAAAA